This is a messenger RNA of Eruca vesicaria subsp. sativa (arugula), 1506 nucleotides long. Lineage: Eukaryota; Viridiplantae; Streptophyta; Magnoliopsida; Brassicales; Brassicaceae. The record is from the annotation of a GenBank genome assembly.
GACUACGAGCAAAUAUAUAUAAAUCCCCAUCCUUAACCUCAAACGUCUUCAUUUCUGAAUCGAAUCUUAGGUAUAACAAGCGAUGUCAGGGUUAGCAUGCAAUUCAUGUAACAAGGAUUUCGAAGACGACGCUGAGCAGAAACUCCAUUACAAGUCCGAAUGGCACCGUUACAAUCUCAAGCGCAAGAUCGCUGGUGUACCUGGAGUUACAGAAGCUUUAUUUGAAGCAAGACAAGCUGCAAUUGCUCAUGAGAGGAUCAAAUCUAAGGAAGCACCUAUGCUUUAUACUUGUGGACUCUGUAACAAAGCUUACAGGAGUUGCAAAGCUCAUGAGCAGCAUCUCAAGUCAAAGAGCCACCUUCUGAAAGCGACAAGCAACGGAGAGGAGGGAGAUAAAGCCAUCAUUAAGCAGCUUCCUCCUCCUCGCCGUGUCGAGAAGAAAGAGCCUAAGGGUUUGGUUGAGGAAGAGAGCGAAGAAGAAGAUGAAUGGGUUGAGGUUGAUUCUGACGAGGACUUGGAGGGGGGAGUAUUGGAUGAGGAUGAUGAUUCUGGUGAAGAUAUGGAUGAGGAUGAGGAUGAUGAUAUUGAGUUUGAAUUGGAUCCGACUUGCUGUUUGAUGUGUGAUAAAAAGCAGAAGACGCUAGAGAAGUGCAUGGUUCAUAUGCAUAAGUUCCAUGGGUUCUUCAUUCCUGAUAUCGAGUACCUCAAGGAUCCUAAAGGGUUUCUAACCUACCUUGGUUUGAAGGUCAAGAGGGACUUCAUUUGUCUCUACUGCAAUGAACUGUGCCAUCCAUUCAGCAGUUUGGAAGCUGUUCGAAAACAUAUGGAAGCAAAGAGUCAUUGCAAAGUGCACUAUGGUGAUGGUGGUGAUGAAGAAGAUGCAGAACUAGAAGAGUUCUAUGACUACAGCAGCAGUUACGCCAAUGAAGGUGACAACCAGAUGGUUGUAUCCGGUGAAUCAGCUAACACCGUAGAGCUUUUUGGUGGGUCAGAGCUUGUGAUCACCAAGAGAGGGGAGAACAAAGUAACGUCUAGGACUCUGGGGUCUCGUGAGUUCAUGCGCUACUACAAACAGAAGCCACCACCAUCUUCUCAGAAGCACAUCGUCAACUCUCUAGCCUUGAGGUACAAGAGCAUGGGUCUAGCAACAGUGCAGUCCAAGGAGGACAUAGUGAGGAUGAAAGUGAUGAGAGAGAUGAACAAAAGAGGAGCGAGAAUGCGUGUUAAGCUCGGAAUGAAGAGUAACGUCAUCAGAAAUCUCCCCAACAACGUCACGUAUUAGUCCUCUCCCAAACUAGUGCUGUUACGCUUCUUUGUAUUGUGAGAGCACGAAACCAUAGUUUUAUGGAACCUUAGGUUGUGAGUAAAUCCGGAAAUUAUAUUUCUCAUAUGCUUUUGAAAGACUAUUAAGCCAUUGGCCGAUUUUUUGUCCGAUUGUCAUUUUUCUUCAACUACAUAUGAUACAGAAUUACAGACUCUAAUAUAGACCAUUGAAAUAAGAACCGC